GAGAUGCCGAGGAUUUACAAGUCCCGUUGUUGUUUGACUCCCGAGUUCUGCAGAGAUCAGCUGAUGUUGUGCUGUUUGAAUGAAAAAAAAAAAAAAACAUGAGUUUGAGGAGGUGCCAUGAGCCUGUCCUGAAGAACAGACGCACGCUCCUGGAGAGAGCAGAGAAGUUCAUCUCUGACAUUUAUUUUACCGACUGCAACUUGAGAGGACGUCUUUAUGGAGAGUCCUGCCCAGUGCAAUUGGAGUCCUUCUUAUCUCCAAAGCGGAUCUCCUUCACUGAGGCAUGUGAGCAGAACUUUGCUCCUUAUAAAGUUGGACAAACCUUUGGACCAACGUGGUACACGUGCUGGUUCAGAGUUUGCCUUAACAUCCCCUCAUCCUGGAAAACUAAAGAAGUGCACUUGCUGUGGGAGAGUGAUGGAGAGGCCAUGGUCUGGAGGAAUGGAGAACCAGUUCAGGGUUUAACAAAAGAAGGUGAGAAGACCAGUUAUGUCCUCUCGGAGGCGCUGCAGGAUGAUGAGCCGCACAGCCUCCUGUUGUACAUUGAGGUGUCCUGUAAUGGGCUCUUUGGAGCAGGUCAGGGGUCUAUGAUCGCAGCUCCAGACCCAAAGAAGAUGUUCUCAGUUCAGAGAGCCGAGCUGGUCAUCUUUAACCACGACGUCCAGCAGCUGCUCACCGACUUUGAGAUGAUGGUGGAUAUUGUCAAGGAGUUGGGGGAGCAGGACCAGCGCAGUUUCCAGGCCCUGUUCACUGUAAAUGAGAUGGUGAACCUCUGUGAGCCCACAGACCCCAGCACCUUCCCUCGAGCUCGGAGUCUGGCCUCUGCCUUCUUCAACCAGCGCAAUGGAGAGAGCCAGCACACUGUACACGCCAUGGGCCACUGCCACAUAGACUCAGCUUGGCUCUGGCCAUAUGAAGAGACCAUCCGGAAGUGCGGCCGGAGCUGGGUCACUGUGAUCCGCCUCAUGGAGAAAAAUCCAGAGUUCAUCUUCACUUGUUCCCAGGCUCAGCAGUUCCAGUGGGUGAAGAGCUGGUACCCGAGUCUAUACUCCCAGAUCCAACAUUUUGUGAAGAAGGGGCAGUUUAUACCUGUGGGAGGAACCUGGGUGGAAAUGGAUGGUAACCUGCCUUCAGGAGAGUCCAUGGUCCGACAGUUCUUAGAGGGACAGCGCUUCUUCAGCCAGGAGUUUGAGAUUUACUGCAAAGAGUUUUGGCUUCCGGACACAUUUGGUUACUCGGCUCAGCUUCCUCAGAUCAUGCAGGGCAGUGGCAUUUCCAACUUUCUGACACAGAAACUGAGCUGGAACCUUGUCAACACGUUCCCACACAACACGUUUUUUUGGGAAGGUUUGGAUGGUUCCAAGGUCCUCACUCACUUCCCACCUGGAAAUUCCUAUGAAAUGAAAGGGAAAGUUGAAGAUCUAACAAAAACUCUGCGAAACAACAAAGACAAAGGCCGAGCCAAUCACAGCGCUGUGCUGUUUGGCUUUGGUGACGGCGGCGGCGGCCCCACUCAGCUCAUGUUGGACAGGCUGCAGCGCAUCCAAGAUACAGAUGGACUUCCCAGGGUGCGGAUGUCCUCUCCCAACUCCCUCUUCUCUGAGCUGUGGUCACAGUCUGAGCUGCUCUGCACCUGGAGCGGAGAGCUGUUUCUGGAGCUGCACAAUGGCACCUACACCACACAGGCCCAGAUCAAACGUGGAAACCGUCAGUGUGAGACUCUGCUGCACGAUGUGGAGGUGUACAGCUGUUUGGCCCUCAGCCAAGACCAGAGCUUCCAGUAUCCUGUGGAUAGACUGCAGGAGCUAUGGAGGUUGUUGCUCCUGAACCAGUUUCAUGAUGUGAUCCCAGGGAGCUGCAUUGAGCUGGUAGUAGAGGAUGCACUGAGAUAUUAUGAAGACAUCCGUGACUCUGGCUCCCGGCUGCUUAAAAAUGCUUUGACAGCUUUGGGCUCUGGCGGCAGCUCUGGCGGCAGCUCUGGCAGCAACUCUGGCAGCAGCUCUGAUAGCGACGGCAGCGGCUCAGUGGGCGUGUUCAACUCUCUGUGCUGGGAGCGUCAGGAGGUUACACAAGUUCACAGUGACACAGGUGGCUCGGAUUUAGCUCUGGUUCAGGUCCCGAGUGUUGGUUUUUCCCCAGUGAAAUCAGCAGAUCCUCACACUCCAGUGUCUGUCAUGGAUCAGGCUGAUGGCACCAUCCUCAUGAACAAUGGGAUUUUGAGAGCUGUUGUAAACAAAGAUGGCACCUUGGUGUCGCUGUGUCUGGUCACGUGCAGCAGAGAGGCUCUUCUGGACAGCUCUAACGGAAACCAGUUUGUCCUGUUUGAUGAUGUGCCUCUGUACUGGGACGCCUGGGAUGUCAUGGACUACCAUCUGCAGACCAGGAGACCAGUGGUGGAAGUGCUAGAGCCAGCUCGUGUGCUGACCUCAGAGCAGCUGAGGGCCACGGUCCGCUUCAGCCUGAGAAUCAGCGACAAGAGCACCAUCACCCAGGACAUCGUUAUGGAUGCCAUGUGCCCCUACCUCAAGUUCCACACUCAGGUGGAUUGGAACGAGUCCCACAGAUUUCUGAAGGUUGAGUUCCCGGUCCAGGUGCACAGCCCCAGUGCCACAUAUGAAAUCCAGUUUGGACAUCUGCAGCGCCCGACCCACCACAACACCUCAUGGGACUGGGCCAGGUUUGAGGUGUGGGGUCACAAAUGGGCUGAUCUGUCCGAGCACAACUUUGGAGUGGCUCUUCUAAAUGACUGUAAAUAUGGAUACUCCGUGUACAAGAACGUCAUGACCCUCUCACUGCUGAGAGCGCCCAAAGCCCCAGAUGCCAAUGCAGACAUGGGCUCACACCAGUUCACCUAUGCCAUUAUGCCACACUCUGGGAGUUUCCAGGACUCUUCAGUGAUACAGUGCGCUUAUAAUCUGAACUAUCCUCUGAGACUGGCACAGCACCCCCUACAGGCUGUUCCUUGGAGCGCUUUCUCAGUCAGCAGUCCAGCGGUCAUCCUUGAGACAAUCAAACAGUCUGAGGAGCAGACCCGCACUCUGGUACUGCGCCUGUAUGAGUCACAUGGGGGCACUGUGACGGCUGCUCUCAACACGUCACUUCCUGUCAGAGAUGUGUGGCACUGUGACCUCCUGGAGAGACGGGACCUGAGUCGAGCGGUGUCGCUAACUGCUCAGGGAAUCAUUCUCCAGUUCAAACCUUUUCAAAUUAUUUCACUUCUUCUGGUGUUGUAAUGAUUUUUCAAUUGAAACUCAUUACACAGUCACUGCCAGUCAAAUUCUUACCUUCAUCAAUUUAAAACCAACACAUUUCAAUUCAAAGAAGGGACUUUUUUUGGAUGAUUAGGCUCAGCAGACUUCAGGCUCUUGAUUAUGUGAUAGACAGCUUCAUAUUAGGUACUGAUACAACUAAAGAUUGUAUAAAGAAAUGAACUGAGUGCGACGUCACCCACAGCGUUCAGCUCCGAAUCAAACCUGUUACUAACGCUAUGGACCUUGGGGAAAGAGGGUGCCUGAUUUGUCUGUUAUUAAUAUUCAUAUCUUGAUUUACAGACACAAUAGUGAAAUAAAAAGCCAGGAUCAUGUAGAGCGGGUUAAUACAAACAUCUUAAGACCAAAAUGACGAGUCUGAGAGCAGCAAUUACAGAGGGCCACAGUUUUUCAAAAGUAAAUUGGAGCCAGAGACGAUGGAGCCGGAAGUGCGCCUAAGAUUGCUUCCUGUUUGGAAUGCAGCUAGCAGGUUAGCUAUGUCCAUUUAUAUAUACAGUCUAUGGAUACAACUAAUAGAUAUUCGAUGUUGAUAUGGUGGUCUGAUCAAAGCAAAGGCCACAAUCUAUUUUUAGUUCAUUUAUUAAAAAUAUUUACAAAAUCCCCUUGU
Molecule: messenger RNA, 3876 nt
Organism: Periophthalmus magnuspinnatus
Lineage: Eukaryota; Metazoa; Chordata; Actinopteri; Gobiiformes; Gobiidae
Gene: man2c1
Product: mannosidase, alpha, class 2C, member 1
Exons: 26
Coding region: 99-3233 (1044 amino acids)
Biological process (GO): oligosaccharide catabolic process; mannose metabolic process
Molecular function (GO): carbohydrate binding; alpha-mannosidase activity
Source: RefSeq, a predicted model, not a curated record